Molecule: messenger RNA, 1131 nt
Organism: Aspergillus tanneri
Lineage: Eukaryota; Fungi; Ascomycota; Eurotiomycetes; Eurotiales; Aspergillaceae
Product: putative mitochondrial phosphate carrier protein
Exons: 6
Coding region: 1-1131 (376 amino acids)
Biological process (GO): mitochondrial phosphate ion transmembrane transport
Cellular component (GO): mitochondrial inner membrane
Molecular function (GO): phosphate transmembrane transporter activity
Source: RefSeq, a predicted model, not a curated record
AUGCUUCCCUCUGAAAGCCAUAUCGUGAGCGCCCUCGCUCCCCAUUAUCCGCUGCCUCGGGUUGAGGAGUACUCUCAGUCAUCAUCAACAAGGCGGAAACCUUUCCCAGCCUGGAGUGUGAUCGAUGAUACCAAGAAGUCAGCGGACGCUCUUGCUAAAGAAGUAACACGGGAGUUCAAUGUCGCGAGCGAAAAGGUGCAAGCGAGGACAGGUCAUAUAGAACCAUGGACUCCCAAGUAUUAUGCGUCUUGUACUUUCGGCGGACUGCUUGCUUGCGGUCUCACUCAUACAGCUGUAACACCUCUAGACCUUAUUAAGUGUCGGCGGCAGGUAGACCCGCUGCUGUAUAAAAGCAACAUGGAGGCUUUCCGUAAGAUUCGUGGCGCUGAAGGUCUGAGAGGAGUGUUCACCGGCUGGAGCCCUACAUUCUUUGGAUACAGUGCGCAAGGAGCGUUCAAAUAUGGAGGUUAUGAAUACUUCAAGAAGUUCUACAGUGACUUGGUUGGAGCCGAAAAUGCCAAUCGCUGGAAGACUUCUCUGUAUCUGGCAGCCAGUGCGUCAGCCGAACUCAUUGCCGAUGUGGCCCUCUGUCCAUUCGAAUCCGUCAAAGUGCGCACGCAGACCACGAUACCGCCAGAGUUCCGCUCGACAUUUUCUGGGAUUUCCAGCGUUGUCUCGAAGGAAGGAGUUGCCGGCCUCUACAAAGGACUGUACCCUCUUUGGGGCCGACAGAUUCCAUACACCAUGAUGAAGUUUGCCUCUUUCGAGACCAUCGUCGAGAUGAUCUACAACACCCUUCCGGGUCAGAAAUCCGACUAUAACAAGGGAGCCCAAACCGGAGUAGCCUUUACUGGUGGUUAUUUGGCCGGUAUUCUUUGCGCCGUCGUGUCGCACCCUGCCGACGUGAUGGUCAGUAAACUGAAUGCGAACCGGCAGGCGGGUGAGGCAUUUGGUGCGGCAAUGAGCCGAAUCUACAAGGACAUCGGUUUCAAGGGCCUAUGGAAUGGUCUUCCUGUCCGAAUCGUCAUGAUUGGAACUUUGACUGGAUUACAAUGGAUGAUCUACGACUCGUUCAAGAUCUUCAUGGGUCUUCCCACCACCGGAGGAGGACCAGUUGCAGAGAAAAAGUAG